Messenger RNA from Pygocentrus nattereri (red-bellied piranha), 4601 nucleotides. RefSeq names its product integrator complex subunit 2 (gene ints2). Gene Ontology annotation, biological process: snRNA 3'-end processing. The record is from RefSeq and is a predicted model, not a curated record. Gene Ontology annotation, cellular component: integrator complex. Lineage: Eukaryota; Metazoa; Chordata; Actinopteri; Characiformes; Serrasalmidae. The coding region runs from base 385 to 4062 and encodes 1225 amino acids. The transcript is spliced from 25 exons.
GCCUUACUGCGCUCCCCCUUCACUUGCGCUGCAGCUCCCGCAGCAAGCCGGGUGUCGAUCUCUCCGAAAAUAUAGUUUGUUGUUAAACGAACUUUAGCAAUUGGUUUCAAAAUACGAAAUUGUGAUAAUUCGAUAACCAUAGAACAACUUUUAUAAGCACACCAAACUCCGUUAACUUUUACUACCUGAAAUCGCUGAAUGGAUUUCGUGGUUAGCCGGAUAGUUCAAUGUACACAGUUAGCUUGCUAGCUGGCUAGGUGUGUUGGCCGUGAAUGCCUCCGCUUUUUUGGGCUGAGGCGAGUCACGAUUCAUCGAGGUCUGCUUGGGGCCUCGCUAAAGUCUCUUCGGAUUUUCGCCAGACUUUUUAAAACGCCAGAUUACAGAAUGACGGAUAUAUCAGGUCUGCAGUUCGUAAGUCCUUAUGCUUUUGAGGCCAUGCAGAAGGUGGACGUGGUGCGGCUGGCAGCUCUAAGUGAUCCGGAGCUGAGGUUACUGUUGCCGUGCCUGGUGAGGAUGGCAUUGUGUGCCCCUGCAGACCAGAGCAAUGCGUGGGCCCAGGAUAAGAAACUCAUCCUGCGUCUGCUGUCCGGGGUGGAAGCAGUAAACUCCAUAGUAGCGUUGCUUUCUGUGGACUUUCACGCCCUGGAACAGGAUGCCAGGAAAGAGCAACAGCUCAGGCAAAAAGCAGGUGGCUCUAACGGUGAGAGUAUACUGGUUUCUCAGCUGCAGCAUGGUCUGACGUUAGAGUUUGAACACAGCGACCCGCUAAGGAGACUCAGACUGGCUCUCAGUGAGCUGCUGGCCAUCAUGAACAAGGUAGCUGACUCAAAUGGCGAGUUUUUUCUGAAGUCUUCUGAGCUUUUUGAGAGCCCUGUGUACCUGGAGGAGGUAGCUGAUGUUCUCUGCAUUCUUCAAGCAGAACUGCCCUCUUUGUUGCCUAUUGUAGAUGUGGCAGAGGCUUUGCUGCAUGUGCGAAAUGGAGACUGGUUCCUUUGUCUUCUUGUCGCCAAUGUCCCAGACAGCUUCAAUGAAGUAUGUCGCAGUCUAAUAAAGAAUGGUGAGCGUCAAGAUGAGGAGAGUGUGGGUGGAAGACGCAGAACUGAGGCUCUUAGACAGCUGUGCCAGAUGAACCCAUCUCAAGCUCUCAACAUCAGAGCCAUGGUGGUGGAGGAGUGUCAUCUGCCAGGAUUAGGAGUGGCUCUGACACUUGACUAUAAGCCUGAUUGUGCAGACGAGGCUGUUAGUCCUCUGGUGUCUUAUGUCAGUGGCCUGCUCUUGGGCACAAAUGGGAAAGUGCGCACCUGGUUUGGCUUGUUCAUCCGCAAUGGGCAGCAGAGAAAGAGAGAGAGUAGUUCUGUUUUGUGGCAGAUGCGCAGGCAGCUGCUUUUGGAGUUGGUGGCCAUCCUACCUCGCUCACGCAGUACACAUGUACCCAAUGACACAGAGCUACAUUCUGAAAUAGAGAGCAGUUCAGGUUAUUCAGGCCUGAGAGAAGAACAUGUGGUGAAGGCAAGCGCGCUACUCAGACUCUACUGUGCUCUCAUGGGCAUUGCUGGCCUUAGGCCCACAGAUGAGGAAGCUGAGCAGCUCCUCCAACUGAUGACCAGUCGCCCCCCUGCUACUCCUGCUGGAGUCCGCUUUGUCUCCUUGUCCUUCUGCAAAUUACUUGCCUUCCCUACUCUUGUCAGUACUCCAGAGCAGGAGCAAUUGAUGGUGAUGUGGCUCAGCUGGAUGAUCAAGGAGGAAGAGUACUUUGAGAGUGCUGCUGGUGUGUCUGCAUCCUUUGGAGAAAUGCUAUUACUGGUUGCCAUGUAUUUCCAUAGUAACCAGCUCAGUGCCAUUAUUGAACUUGUCUGCUCCACUCUCGGAAUGAAGAUUGCCAUUAAACCCAGCUCUCUGAACAAAAUGAAGACCAUCUUCACCCAUGAAAUCUUUACUGAACAGGUGGUAACUGGCCAUGCAGUGAGAGUAGCUGUCACCAACAACCUAAGUGCCAAUAUUACAGGGUUCCUCCCCAUCCAUUGCAUUUACCAGCUUCUCAAAAGCAGAGCAUUCACCAAGCACAAAGUUUCCAUUAAGGACUGGAUCUUUAGGCAGCUGUGUGAGACCACCACACCUCUUCACACUCAGCUGCUCCCCCUCAUUGAUGUUUACAUUAAUUCUAUCCUUACCCCUGCAUCGAAGGCCAACCCCGAGGCUACCAACCAGCCAAUCACAGAGCAGGAGAUUCUAAAUGUCUUUCAGGGCCGGGCAGAGGGAGAUGGUGGAAAAGGACGUUCUCAGUAUAGCAUCACCACUCAACUGUUGAUACUUUACUAUAUCCUGUCUUAUGAGGAGGCUUUACUGGCCAACACUAAGGCACUUGCUCUCAUGCAAAAGAAGCCCAAAUCCUACUCUGCUGCUCUUAUGGACCAGAUCCCCAUCAAGUACCUCAUCCACCAAGCCCAAGGCUUACAGCAGGAACUGGGUGGGCUGCAUUCUGCUUUACUGCGUCUCUUGGCCACUAACUACCCUCACCUGUGCAUGGUGGAGGAUUGGAUCUGUGAAGAAGAAGUUACUGGCACACUCCCCCUCCUGCGUAGGAUGCUGCUCACCACCCCAGCCUUCAAGUACUCGCAAAUGCAGGUGCACAAGGCCUUUCAGAAUGUGAUACAGAGUGGGCACAGGCUAAUGAGGAUCUUGGAGCACCUGAUGCUGCUCAGUGCAGGUGAUCUGAUCCCUUAUGCGGAGGCCCUCACAGGGAGCAUGAGCUUGCUGCUGGAGGACGGUGUCUCCCGCAGAGUCCUGCAAACCGUCAACAAACUCUGGAUGGUGCUCAAUAUCGUCAUGCCUCGUAGGCUGUGGGUGAUGACAGUGAAUGCUUUGCAGCCUUCCGUUAAGCUCCUCAGGCAGCACCGCUACACACAGAAUGAUUUGCUGGUGGACCCCCUCAUUGUGCUCCGCUGUGACCCCAGAGUCUUCAGGUGUCCUCCCCUGAUGGACAUCACGCUUCACAUGUUGAAUGGAUACCUGUUGGCUUCUAAAGCCUACUUGAAUGCCCACUUGAAGGAGACUGCUGAGUUUGAGCGGCAGACUCAGACAGUCUCAAACCUAGGGCUUACAGGUCAACCAGACACACCAGAGGUCACCAGGGAGGAGCUGAAAAACGCUUUAUUGGCUGCACAGGACAGUGCAGCAGUGCAGAUCCUGUUGGAGGUAUGUCUGCCCUCCUUUCAGGAGGAGCAACAGCUGGGUGCAGGAGGAAGUGACAGCUUGCUAAGGAGUGUUCGGUCUGUGUCAAGCCUGUCUGAGAGGGAGCAGGCGAGUGCUGGAGCUUUGCAGGGGCCCCUGGGGUCACAGCAGGCCAAGGCAGAAUCCAUGGGGCCUCAGGGGGCACAGCAACUAGAUGGGCUGCUCAGCGACCUUAGGGAAGUGCAGUGCCUUAUCUGCUGUCUGCUGCACCAGAUGUUCAUUGCAGACCCCAACAUUGCCAAACUAGUGCACUUUCAGGGUUAUCCUCAGGCCCUUCUUCCUCUGACUGUAGCUGGCAUUCCUUCCAUGCACAUCUGCCUGGACUUCAUUCCCGAGCUGCUUGCACAGCCUCAGCUGGAGAAACAGAUAUUUGCCAUCCAGCUGCUGUCUCACUUAUGCACACAGUAUGCUCUGCCCAAAUCUCUAAGUGUGGCACGUUUAGCUAUAAGCGUAAUGGGUACUCUACUCACAGUACUGAUGCAUGCCAAGCGCUUUGUGUUCUUCAUGCCCACUUUGCCAUGCCUGGUAUCGUUCUGCCGGGCAUUUCCUCCACUCUACGAUGAUGUGGCCUCCUUGCUGGUGCAAGUGGGCCAGGUGUGUGCUGCUGAUGUUGCCACUAAGGCCCGAGACAUUGAUCCAUUUAUUGCCAGGCUGCAGUAUUUCAGUGAGAAAACAAAAGAAGAACUCGGAUCAGAUAUGGAAUUGUCCAAAAUGGCUCUGCCUAAGAGAUCCACUGAGGAAUUGAGUGGGGCUGACCCUGAUGUUCAGCUGUGCUACUGUGUAGAGGCCACCUUCAUGGACAUCAUUAGGUUCAGUAUACAGGGACUCUAAAGUCUAAUGGAGCAAAGGUUAGGAAAGGAGUAGUUGUCUUCCACGUUCACUUCCACAUAAUGCUUGCCGUACUCAAAGAGUUAAGAGUUGCUAAACAGAAAAUCAUAAUCAUUAAAGAAAAUAUCGAAGGUAGUCAAACAGAAAAUAUGGUAACUUUGACUCCCCCCCAAUUAUUUAAGUUUAGUAAGUUACAGUGCUAAGUUGCUUUUUUAUGAAGGUAAGAAAGUUUCUUAGUAGAAUGACCCAUAGAUCCGCUGUACUAUUAUAUACUGAACAAAGAAAAUCAACCUUUGAUUCUAUUAUUGGCUGCUUAUUAUAGAAGAGCAGAUAUGUUUUCUCCAGAAAACUGGUUUUGGAGGUUUCUUCAGAACAGUGAUAUGUUUGGGGUAGUAGUGUUUGUCACACUGUUUACUUAUGAGUGUGUUGCUUGCAUUCAGUGGUGGCUAAUGUUAUUGGUCCGUUUUCUAGACCUCUUUAUAAAGUCAUGGUAUUCUCCAAGUGUGUUUUUGAACAUUUGUAAUAAAACUUUGAAAUCUGAA